Sinocyclocheilus grahami is the source of this 1551-nucleotide messenger RNA. RefSeq names its product gamma-glutamyltranspeptidase 1-like. The transcript is spliced from 9 exons. NCBI's taxonomy places the organism in Eukaryota, Metazoa, Chordata, Actinopteri, Cypriniformes, Cyprinidae. The coding region runs from base 1 to 1551 and encodes 516 amino acids. Gene Ontology annotation, biological process: peptide modification; regulation of inflammatory response; regulation of immune system process. Gene Ontology annotation, molecular function: glutathione gamma-glutamate hydrolase. Gene Ontology annotation, cellular component: plasma membrane. The record is from RefSeq and is a predicted model, not a curated record.
AUGAGGAACCUGAAGUAUGAAGAGAGCGAUCCAGAGAAACUCCUGCAGUCCGACAGAAAAGUGAUUGUGAAACUUGCUGAAGUGGCUUUCAAUCAGCUGAUGAAGGGCAAUGUGAUGUUCUAUGAGGAGGACCUGAUUGAGAGCAGCAUAGACCUUACUGAUGCCUCAGUGUAUUCUGGGAUUUGCACUGAGAUCCUUAAGGAGGAGUCUGUGAUUCAUCAGAGGAAAGUCUACAGCUUCAUUCAUCUGAGUGUUCAGGAGUUUCUUGCUGCUUUCCAUGUGUUUUACUACCACAUAAGCUGCACAAAACAUACACAAGCAUGUUUUGAUUCACUGCACAAACUCUAUGAAAGAGUAUUAGACAAAGACCUUGAGAGUGAGAAUGGACACCUGGAUCUGUUCCUGCGGUUCCUGCUGGGUGUCUCACUGGAAUAUCUGUUCAUUGCCUUUGUGAUUGCAACAGCUCUGACAGUGACACUCACUCGAAGAUCUACUAAAACAGCUACUGAUACACCCAAUGUGAGAUCCACUGAUACACCACUGAAUGUAAAGCCUUCUGAUCAUUGCUAUGAUAAAGCAGCAGUGGCAGCAGAUGAUGGGGUUUGCUCUACAAUCGGGAGGGACAUGCUGAAGCGUAACGGUUCAGCAGUUGAUGCUGCUAUCGCUGCUCUGCUGUGUGUGAGUCUAUUUAAUGCUCACAGUAUGGGCAUCGGAGGAGGGGGGGUUCACCAUAUACAAUGCAUCAACAGACUGCCAUGGAAGGAGCUGUUUGAGCCCAGCAUAAAGCUGGCAUGGGAGGGAUUUCCGAUUGGCAGGGCCCUGGCCGAAACGAUCAAAGACAAUGAGAACAUGAUUCUGAAUAAUGCUACAUGGUGUGAAGUGUUUUGCAACUCAAACAACACCAUCUUGAAGGAAAAUGACAUUAUAAGAUUUCCGCAACUUGCUGUCACCUAUAGGAGGAUAGCCGAGAAAGGACCAGAUGUCUUUUACGAUGGGUCACUGACUCAGAAUAUAGUGGAUGAUAUCAAUGCUGCAGGAGGGAAUAUAACAUUUGAAGACCUAAAGAAUUAUCAGCCUGUAUUGAAUGAGUGUGCAUUAAACUUCACUGUGGGGAAAUACAUAUUUCAUGCUCCUGAUGCUCCAUUCGGUGGACCUGUGCUCGCUCUGAUUCUCAACAUACUCAAAGGUUACAACCUCUCAAGCAGCAAUGUUUCUACAGCAGAGAAUAAGCUUUUGACAUAUCAUCAUAUAAUAGAGGCUUUCCGUGCUGCUUAUGAUUCUUCCUCAUUUCAGGUGAUCCUGAACUACAUGUUCUUUGACUAUGAUGUUCAGAAAGCUGUUACAGAACCCAGAGCUCACAAUCAGUUUAAUCCCAAUAAGACGCUUGUGGAAGACGGCUUUGAUGAGAAUGUAUCUGAUGGCUUGAAGCUGAAGAAUCACAUCAUAAGCAAGACAUCUUCAAUAGGAAAAGUCCAGGCGGUCGUACGAGAGACGGACACAAUCUGUGCUGCAUCUGACCCGAGGAAAGGAGGCUAUCCUGACGGAUACUGA